GCCAUAUUGGAACGAGGCAGAGGACAGGAGAAAGACGGGGGGUAACGUUUUAAAUUUACUUGGAAGAACUAGGAAAAGGUGAGAUUCACUUGGAUCAAAGUGGUUUUAGCUAAUGCUAAUACAGUCUCUUGGGUGGUGUUGGGAACACAGUAGGGGCAUCAUGAACCCCGAGACACAGGAAUCUGAAGGCGGCUCUGAACUGGAGUCUGACUUCAACUGGGAUGAAUAUCUAGAGGAGAAUGGAGUAUUGGCGGUUCCACAUCACGCCUUCAAACAUGUAGACCGCAGCCUGCAGACAGGGCUGGCUCCAGGGAUGAGUUUGGAGGUGUGUGUGCGUUCGGAGCCUGACCAACCCUACUGGGUGGCAACCAUCAUCACCACCUGUGGCCAACUGCUGCUGCUGCGCUACGAGGGUUACCACGAUGACCGACGAGCAGACUUCUGGUGUGACAUCAUGAACUCUGACCUCCACCCUCUGGGCUGGAGCAGACAGCACAGGCAACCAAUGAGACCGCCUGAGGGUGUCCGUGAGAAACAUGCUGACUGGAAUGCUGUCCUAGAGGAGGCUCUGGCUCAGGGAGGGAGUGCACCAGCACACCUACUGGAGGGGGCCCAGACAGGGGGAGACCUGUUCCCCCUGGGGUGGUGUGUGGAGCUGCAGGACAGUGUAGACCCGGGGGUGGCCUGGGGGGCCCAGGUGGAGGACAACGUAGGGGGCCGGCUGUGUCUGCGCUACACUGGGACGGAGGGGCUCACCCAGUCACAGACCAGGCGCUGGGUAUUCUACCUGGACCCCCUUUUACACCCACCUGGCUGGGCUGAGGAGAACAGCUUCUCUCUCACCCCACCUGCUGUGCUUCGUGGUUUGCGCAGCGAGACAGAGUGGGAGGAGGUGAGAAAGAACAUUAGACAGCCUAAAGAAGAGGCCAUCAAUGAAGACUUCUUUAAGGACAGGCCAGUCCUCUCUCCUCACUGCUUCUCUGAGGGGAUGAAGUUAGAGGCAGUGGACCCCGCUGCCCCCUUCAACACCAGCCCAGCUACUGUCACCAAGGUGCUGAGCGACCAGUACUUCAGGGUGCAGAUGGACAGCCUGCAGGGAGAGAGUGAAGGGGCGGGGCCUGGCUUAUCCUUACUCUGUCACUAUGGGAGCACCGGAAUCUUCCCUGCCCAAUGGAGCCUUAAAAAUGGGGUACCCCUCAGUCCCCCUCCAGGUUACCAGGGCCAGAACUUUGACUGGGUGGAUUAUCUGAAACAGUGUGGAGCGGAAGGAGCGCCAGAGAGCUGUUUCCCCGUGGUGUUUUCUCCCCAGGGGCAGAGUGAUCAUGACUUUGUUGAGUCCAUGAGGCUGGAGGCGGUGAAUCCUGUCUCUCCUGAGCAAGUUCACGUGGCAACCGUAACCAGGGUCAGAGGUCAGCACAUCUGGUUGCAUCUGGAAGGGUUGAAGCAGCCUCUCCCUGACAUCAUCACUCAUGUGGACUCCCUGGACAUCUUUCCAGUCAGCUGGUGUGAGAGUAAUGGCUAUCCCCUCCAACACCCCUACAAACCUAGAGCUCAGAGGAAGAGCCGUGUGGCCGUGGUGCAACAAGAGAAGCAAUCUCCACUUAAAGCCACGGCCCCUGAUGCAGCGAGGCAGCAGGAUCUGAACCAAUCGGAGAACGCAGCUCAGGGUAACGGGAAGUACAGCUGCCCAAAGAUCUAUUUCAACCACCGCUGUUUCUCUGGCCCCUACCUGAACAAGGGCCGUAUCGCUGAGCUGCCCCAGAGCAUUGGCCCUGGCAACUGUGUCCUGGUGCUGAAAGAGGUGUUGACUCUGCUGAUCAGCUCGGCCUACAAGCCCAGCCAGGUGCUGAGGGAGCUGCAGCAGGACCCAGAGCUCAGGGGGCACGGCCAGGGAGAGACUCUGAAGGCCAAGUACAAAGGGAGGAGUUACCGGGCCACUGUGGGGAUUGCCCGUACAGCUGACCAGGUGGCUGAGUUCUGCAGGAAGACGUGUGUGAGGCUGGAGUGCUGCCCCAACCUGAUCGCACCUCACAUGGUGCUGGAACACUGCUCGGAGAACUGCUCCCUUCUCACCAAGACCAAAUACACUCAUUACUAUGGUAAGCAGAAGACCAAGCGAAUCAGCCUUCCCCUUGGCGGUUACAACAACCUGGAGAGCAGCACCAAGCAGGGGAGCAGGAGGAAGAAGAGAAAGCCCCUAUUUGUCCACAAGAAGAAACACCUGUCUACCUCUGUAGACAGCACUCCUGCUGGCUCCCCACUGGCUAGUGGAGAAGAGGAGGACCUGGAUCAGGACUACUCUCUGAGUGAGGAGGACUCAGGCUCAGAGCCGCAGGAUGACUAUGAGGUAUCAGAGAGGAAGUCCCAGCCCCCCUCUCCCUCCCCCUGUCCCACCCCUACAGAACCUCGCCCCCGGAACAGACCCCGUCGCCAGCGCAGGAAACCCGCCCGCUCACCCUCCUACUCAGACGAUGAGAGCGGGCCCACCUUACCUAAGAGUGGGCGGGUGGAGGUGCAGGAGAAGCUGCAUCUGGACAGCAGUCCACUGGGCUGGAGCAUCACUGAUGUGACCCGAUUCAUCAGAACUACUGACUGUGCCCCGCUGGCACGCAUAUUCAGGGACCAGGAGAUAGAUGGCCAGGCCCUGCUGUUGCUGAGCCUGCCCACAGUACAGGAGUGUAUGGGGCUGAAGCUGGGCCCUGCCAUCAAACUGUGCCACCUUAUAGAGAGGGUCAAACUGACCUUUUACCAGCACUUUGCCAGCUGAGGAGUGUGUGUGUGUGUGUGUGUGUGUGUGUGUGUGUGUGUGUGUGUGUGUGUGUGUGUGUGUGUGUGUGUGUGUGUGUGUGUGUGUGUGUGUGUGUGUGUGUGUGUGUGUGUGUGUGUGUGUGUGUGUGUGUGUGUGUGUGUGUGUGUGUUUGGUCUCAUUACUAAGCCAUAUCACAUCCAGCGUUGUUGUAAUGUACAGUAUGUGCUGCUCCAGGAUGGACACAGCUUAUAGCCUCAGCUGUUCACCCUGGAAUGUGACUGGAUUCUGUAUCUUUCAGGGAUUUAAUGUUUACAGUGCCUUCAGAUAGUAUUCACACCCCUUGACUUAUUAUACAUUUUGUUGUUCAGGCUGAAUUCAUAACGGAUUAAAUUGAUUUAUUUUCUCACCCAUUUACACACAAUAGCCCAUAAUGACAAAGUGAAAACAAGUUUUUAUAUCUAAUUUACAUAAGUAUUUUCACCCCUUAGUCAAUGUUAGAAUCACCUUUGGCAGCGAUUACAGCUGUGAGUAUUUCUGGGUAAGUCUCUAAGAGUUUUCCACACCUGUAUUGUUCAGUAUUUGUAAUUUUUUUUUAUUAUUUGAGCUCUGUCAAGUUGGUUGUUGAUCAUUGCUAGACAGCCAUUUUCAAAUCUUGCCAUAGGUUUUCAGGCUCAUUUAAGUCAAAGCUGUAACUAUGCCACUCAAGAACAUUUAAUGUCAUCUUGGUAAGCAACUCCAGUGUAUACAGUUGAAGUCAGAAGUUUCCAUACACCUUAGCCAAAUACAUUUAAACUCAGUUUUUCACAAUUCCUGACAUUUAAUCCUAGUAACAAUUCCCCGUCUUAGGUCAGUUAGGAUCACCACUUUAUUUUAAGAAUGUGAAAUGUCAGAAUAAUAGUAGAGAGAAUGAUUUAUUUCAGCUUUUAUUUCUUCCAUCACAUUCCCAGUGGGUCAGAAGUUUACAUACACUCAAUUAGUAUUUGGUAGCAUUGCCUUUAAAUUGUUAAACUUGGGUCAAACGUUUCGGGUAGUCUUCCACAAGCUUCCCACAAUAAGUUGGGUGAAUUUUGGCCUAUUCCUCCUGACAGAGCUGGUGUAACUGAGUCAGGUUUUUAGGCCUCCUUGCUCACACACGCUUUUUCAGUUCUGCCCACAAAUGUUCUAUGAGAUUGAGGUCAGGGCUUUGUGAUGGCCACUCCAAUACCUUGACUUUGUUGUCGUUAAGCCAUUUUGCCACAACUAUGCUUGGAGUCAUUGUCCAUUUGGAAAAUCCAAUUGCAACCAAGCUUUAACUUCCUGACUGAUGUCUUGAGAUGUUGCUUCAAUAUAUUCACAUAAUUUUCCUCCCUCAUAAUGCCAUCUAGUUUGUGAAGUGCACCAGUCUCUCCUGCAACAAAGCACCCCCACAACAUGAUGCUGCCACCCCCGUGCUUCACGGUUGGGAUGGUGUUCUUCGGCUUGCAAGCAUCCCCCUUUUUCCUCCAAACAUAACGAUGGUCAUUAUGGCCAAACAGUUCUAUUUUUGUUUCAUCAGACCAGAGGACAUUUCUUCAAAAAGUACGAUCUUUGUCCCCAUGUGCAGUUGCAAACUGUAGUCUGGCUUUUUUAUGGCAGUUUUGGAGCAGUGGCUUCUUCCUUGCUGAGCGGCCUUUUAGGUUAUGUCGAUAUAGGACUCAUUUUACUGUGGAUAUAGAUACGUUUGUACCCGUUUCCUCCAGCAUCUUCACAAGGUCCUUUGCUGUUGUUCUGGGAUUGAUUUGCACUUUUCGCACCGCAGUACGUUCAACUCUAGGAGACAGAACACGUCUCCUUCCUGAGCGAUAUGACGGCUGCGUGGUCCCAUGGUGUUUAUAUUUGCGUACUAUUGUUUGUACAGGUGAACGUGGUACCUUCAGGCGUUUGGAAAUUGCUCCCAAUGAGGAACCAGACUUGUGGAGGUCUACAAUGUUUUUUUCUGAGGUCUUGGCUGAUUUCUUUUGAUUUUCCCAUGAUGUCAAGCAAAGAGGCACUGAGUUUGAAGAUAGGCCUUGAAAUACAUCCACAGGUACACCUCCAAUUGACUCAAAUUAUGUCAAUUAGCCUAUCAGAAGUUUCUAAAGCCAUGACAUCAUUUUCUGGAAUUUUCCAAGCUGUUUAAAGGCACAGUCAACUUAGUGUAUGUAAACUUCUGACCCACUGGAAUUGUGAUACAGUGAAUUAUAAGUGAAAUAAUCUGUCUGUAAACAAUUGUUGGAAAAAUUACUUGUCAUGCACAAAGCAGAUGUCCUAACCGACUAGCCAAAAGAAAUUUGUGGAGUGGUUGAAAUUAGUUUUUAUGACUCCAACCGAAGUGUAUGUAAACUUCCGACUUCAACUGUAUAUGGCCUUGUGUUUUAGGUUAUUGUCCUGCUGAAAGGUGAAUUUGUCUCCCAGUGUCUGUUGGAUAGCAGACUAAUCCAGGUUUUCCUCUAGGUUUUUGCCUGUGCUUAGCUCGAUUCCAUUUAUUUGUAUCCCUAAAAAUACAUCCUAGUCCUUGCCAAUGACAAACAUACCUAUAACAUGAUGCAGCCACCACCAUGCUUGAAAAUAUGAACUGGUACUCAGUGAUGUGUUGUGUUGGAUUUGACCCAAGCAUAACUGUCACGCCCGGGCCUUAGUUAUCAUUGUUUUCUUUAUUAUUUUAGUUAGGUCAGGGUGUGACAUGGGGGAUGUUUGUGUGUUUUUGUCUCUUCUAUGGUGUUUGUAUUGUCUAGGGGGUGUUUGUAGAGUUCAUGGGGUUGUGUUCAGUGUAGGUGUUUAUGUAAGUCUAUUGUUGCCUAGAUUGGUUUUCAAUUAGAGACAGCUGUCUAUCGUUGUCUCUGAUUGGGAGCCAUAUUUAGGCAGCCAUAGUCAUUAGGUAGGUUGUGGGUGAUUGUCUAUGUGUAAGUUGCCAGUGUCUGCACUUAUUUGUUUGUAUAGCUUCGCGGUCGUCUGUUUGUUGUUUUGUUUAGUUUGUUUUUGACACGUUCCUGACCUGUUUUCUGUUGUUUUGUAUGUGUGUGAUGGUCAGGGCGUGAGUUUUGGGUGGGCAGUCUAUGUUUUCUGUUUCUAUGUUGGUUUUGGGUUGCCUGGUAUGGCUCUUAAUUAGAGGCAGGUGUUUUGCGUUUUCCUCUAAUUGAGAGUCAUAUUAAGGUAGGGUGUUCUCACUGUUUGUUGGUGGGUGAUUGUCACUGUGUCUGUGUUUGUUGCACCACACGGUACUGUCUUGUCUCGGUUGUUCCUGUUUAUGUGUUCCUCGUUUCAUGUAAGUUCAUAGUUUAGGUCUGUCUAGUUCGUUUUGUUGUUUUGUAAAAUUAUUCAAGUGUUCUUCGUGUGUUUAGUUUCGUCUUGUUAAAUAAAGUUCAUUAUGUAUUCACAACCCGCUGCGCCUUGGUCAACUCACUCACCGAAAGAGAGCCGUUACAGUUUUAGUGUUAUUCCUCUUUCUUAAAUAAAUACAUAAUGUAUUUAUAUCACGCUGCGCCUUGGUCCUCUCUUUCACCCGAAGACGAUCGUGACAAUAACGCUUUGUAUUCAGAACAUAAAGUUAAUUUCUUUGCCAAUUUUUUGCAGUUUUACUUUAGUGCCAUAUUGCAGACAGGGUGCAUGUUUAGGAGUUUAUUUUUUCUGUACAGGCUUUCUUCGUUUCACACUGUCAUUUAGGUUAGUAUUGUGGAGUAAAUACAAUGUUGUUUAUCCAUCCUCAGUUUUCUCCUAUCACAGCCAUUAAACUCUGUAACUGUUUUAAAGUCACCAUUGGCCCAUGGUGAAAUCCCUGAGCGGUUUCCUUCCUCUUCGGCAAUUGAGUUAGGAAGCACACCUGUUUCUUUGUAGUGACUGGGUGUAUUGAUACACCAUCCAAAGUGUAAUUAAUAACUUCACCAUGCUCAAAGGGAUAUUCAAUGUCUGCUGUUUUUUUUUUUUUUUUUUUUUCAUCUACCAAUAGGUGCCCUUCUUUGUGAGGCAUUGGAAAACCACCCUGGUUGAAUAUGUUUAAAAUUCACUGCUCAACUGAGGGACCUUACAGAUAAUUGUAUGUGUGGGGUACAGAGAUGAGGUAAUCUUUCAAAUAUGAUGUUAAACACUUAAUUGCACACAGUGUGAGUCAAUGCAACUUAUUAUGUGACUUGUUAAGUAAAUGUGUACUCCUGAACUUAUUAAUGCUUGCCAUAACAAAGGGGUUGAAUACUUAAUGGCUCGAGACAUUUCAGCAUAGAAUUUUACAUAUAUAUAUAUUUUUAUUCAAACAAUUCCACUCUGACAUUAUGUGGUAUUGUGUGUAGGCCAGUGACACAUCUAAAUUUAAUCCAUUUUCAUUUUAGGCUGUAACACAAGCAUAAUAAUAUGUGACAUUUAGCAGACUUAGUCAUGCAUACAUUUUACGAACCCACAACCCUGGCGGUGCAAGCACCAUGCUCUACCAACUGAGCCUUACAGAACCACAAAAUGUGGAAAAGAUCAAGGAGUGGUGUGACUACUUUCUGAAGGCACUGUAUGUGUUUGUUUACCAUUUGUUUGUGUACGAUUAGAUACAUAGUGGAGGGGAAUUGAAAAGCACAAGAUAAUUGUAUGGAGUCAUGAUGGAAUUCUUUUUCAUCCAUCCAUGACUGAGCUAUUCAGGGUAUAAUGAACACCCAAGGUAAAGUAUGUCAACAAAAUACAUCUGGAUUCCUGUUUAGGUACUAGUUCACCCCUCAUUGUGAAACAGUAAAAAUAUGAAUAAUGUGAAUAACAAACGGCACCUAUUGUGGGGAGACAUUUGCACUAUCGCAGCUAGGUUUUUACAUUGGUCUAUAGGGCUAUGUUAUCAAUUUGACUGACUACUUGAAUAUAAAUAGCAGCUCAGACGUUUGGGUCCGGUUUCCAACACACAGAUUAAGCCUAGUCCUAGACUAAAAAGCAUGUUCAAUGAAGAUUCUCCAUUGAAAGUUGUUCUUAGUCCAGGACGAGUCUUAAUCUCUGUGAAAUCGGCCAUUGGAUUGUGAUUCAUUGCAUUUUAAAUGCAUCCUAUUAGAUUCUCAAGGGGUUAGGCUGUUCUUAACCUUUUGUCUAUAUGAUGACUAUGAUGAUUGUCAAUUUAGUUGUGUGUAGUAUAGUAAGUCACUCAUUCUGUGGCCAUGGGGUGUACGACAGCGUUAUAAGAUGGUCCUGACAAUUAUUGACAUCUCGGUUCAUACAAAUAUUUUUAUAGAUUGUUGAGGACCUGUCUGUCCUCAUUUUACCUCUUGUAUAUUGCAGCUUGAUCAAAGUAUAAACGUAUGUUUUUACAGGUAUUUCUAAAGAUUAAAUAUAAACUAUGCUCGGAAGCAUUCUGUAGAUGGCUUUGAGUAGGCUAAAACAUGUCUUGUUUUUAUUUAUGUAAUGUUUUUGAGGAUAAUAUGAUACACUAAUGCUAUAUCUAAAAAACGAACGGUACUGAAGGCAAAGCUGAAGAACUUUUGUUAAAUGUAAUAUUACCUUUUUGUUAGUUCUGUAUAUGGUUCAGGUUGGUUUUGUUGAAAAACAAAAUGUGCCAUGUUUGAGACAUUCCCUGUUAUUUAUGUGUCCGUUUUCACAUUCCACAUCAGCUUGGUUUUUCAUUCAGGGCUGUCAUUCUCGUUCACUAUAUCGAUUACACUUGAUUUUACAUCCCUGUUGCUCAUGUUGAAAAUAAGUGUUGGUGGUUAAUGUAAACUUAAGGGGUUUCUCAUGAAACAAUCAAAAAUGUAAAUGGUUAUUAUUGGUUUGUGGAUGUUUCCAAUGUGAAUAUGUUUACAGAAUGAUCAUUUUUAAAAGUUAUUGCUUUUGAAACUCAUAAAAUUAUAAACUGAUUUUCUUAUA
Salvelinus fontinalis (brook trout) is the source of this 8566-nucleotide messenger RNA. Its product is annotated as scm-like with four MBT domains protein 1. The coding region runs from base 113 to 2767 and encodes 884 amino acids. Gene Ontology annotation, biological process: regulation of DNA-templated transcription. Gene Ontology annotation, cellular component: nucleus. The transcript is spliced from 21 exons. Gene Ontology annotation, molecular function: transcription corepressor activity; histone binding. The record is from RefSeq and is a predicted model, not a curated record. Lineage: Eukaryota; Metazoa; Chordata; Actinopteri; Salmoniformes; Salmonidae.